This is a messenger RNA of Diospyros lotus (date-plum), 1436 nucleotides long. RefSeq lists its product as uncharacterized. The record is from RefSeq and is a predicted model, not a curated record. Gene Ontology annotation, biological process: transcription initiation at RNA polymerase II promoter. Lineage: Eukaryota; Viridiplantae; Streptophyta; Magnoliopsida; Ericales; Ebenaceae. The coding region runs from base 166 to 1032 and encodes 288 amino acids. Gene Ontology annotation, cellular component: transcription factor TFIIE complex. The transcript is spliced from 5 exons.
AGUCUCAAUCGAUCUACUUCGCAGUUCUCUCUCUCUCUCUCUCUCUCUCUCUCUCUCGGAUUCUCCCUCUCUGAUCCGGCGAACCGCGACAGGCCGACAACCUUCCUCACUGCUCGCUGACGUUCGCAAUUUAGACUUAUUCGCACUUGGCAGCCCGCUGGUCAGAUGGCGUCUUUGCAAGAAAGUUUAAGUAAAUUCAAGAAGCAGCAAGAGAAGUGCCAGUCAACUCUUACAAGCAUUGCAUCGAAAGCUGGAUCUUCUAGGUCUGUGGCAAACCUGAAGGCCACACCUGUAGGUACAUCUUCAAUCAAUGCAAAAUCCCCAGCUCCAGCAGUUAAAUUCUCAAAUGAUACAGAGAGACUACAACACAUCAACAGUAUCCGGAAAGCCCCUGUAGGAGCUCAGAUCAAGCGUGUAAUAGACUUGCUGUUAGAGACAAGGCAAGCAUUCACACCAGAUCAAAUAAAUGAAGCAUGUUAUGUUGAUGCGAACGCGAACAAGGCUGUCUUUGACAGUUUGAGGAAUAACCCGAAAGUGAAUUAUGAUGGGAGGUGUUUUUCUUACAAGUCCAAACAUGACGUGAAGGACAAGAAUCAACUGCUAGUCUUAGUACGUAAAUUUCCAGAGGGCAUUGCUGUCAUUGAUCUCAAGGAUGCCUACCCAACUGUCAUGGAGGAUCUACAGGCUCUCAAGGCUGCUGGUCAAAUCUGGCUGUUAUCAAAUUUUGAUUCGCAAGAGGACAUAGCGUAUCCGAAUGACCCCCGCGUGCCUAUAAAGGUUGAUGACGACCUGAAGCAGCUGUUCCGUGGAAUCGAACUGCCGCGGGAUAUGAUUGACAUUGAGAAGGAUCUGCAGAAGAACGGCAUGAAGCCGGCCACGAACACAGCGAAGAGGAGGGCCAUGGCGCAGGUUCAUGGCAUGGGUCCAAAGCCGAAGCCCAAGAAGAAGAAGCACGAAAUCAGCAAGAGGACUAAACUUACCAAUGCUCACCUGCCGGAGCUAUUCCAGAAUCUCAACGUUCCGGGUUCUUAGAUGGGUUGGUUGGUUGGUUGGUUGGUUGGUUCGUCAUCAACUCUCGCUCUCACAUUAUUAUUAUUAUGUAGAUAGAAAAGCCAAUAGGGUUUCAACCAAACCAAACCCCUUUCUCUUUAGCGCCGCCCGCCCGCCCCCAUCAACAUAACACUAAUAAUUGUUGCAAUUUGUCCUCGUUAAUGGGGGUUGUAGGUAGCAGUUUAAAUGUACUUACAUUUAACUCUUGCCACCCGUGUUACUUAACCCCACCCCCAAGGUCCAAGUCUCAAAGUGUGCCCCCCCGCGUAGCGUACUGUAUAAAAUUGUGUGUAAUCUUUGGUUAGCUCUUUUUAUAUUUCUUAAUUAUUAUUCUUUAAAUGUCGGAACUUGAAAAGGAAACUGAUCUGCUCACUUUACUGCUUUAA